Annulohypoxylon maeteangense is the source of this 957-nucleotide messenger RNA. RefSeq lists its product as uncharacterized. The record is from RefSeq and is a predicted model, not a curated record. The transcript has 2 exons. Lineage: Eukaryota; Fungi; Ascomycota; Sordariomycetes; Xylariales; Hypoxylaceae. The coding region runs from base 166 to 666 and encodes 166 amino acids.
AUUUUUAGCCCCGGUUAAAUAUCCAUACUCCUCAGCAAGGAAUAUACUAGUAGGUAUAUAUCUAUUCAAAAUGUAUGGUGAUAAAAUGCGAGACUUCGCUGCUCUUUCAUUCCGUACAGCUCAACACGAGACGGCAGUAUUUUGAUAUUACAAAACUGAUUCAUCAUGCGUUUCACUUCACUCGUUCUCUUCGCCUUUACCACCGGCGCAAUGGCAGUUAAACGCUUCUAUGUGCCGGAACCGUUCCGUGUCAACAACAAGCCAACGCCUACGGGGUGUACGUCGUCGGCACUCGCCACACAAACCACCAUAAACCGAGGAAAUGAAGGCAUAUGGCAUGUCAGAGCAAACAUUUCAGACAUGCACGAACUGUAUAGCUUUCAGAAGACCGACUGGCUCGGCAACAAUAAAACUAAAGUUCUUAACACCUGUGGUAGCAUCUGCUUAGCGGGCAACGAUACUACAUACCCAGGAACCUGGCUGCCAAGUGGUAAAUACUUUCAGGGCGCUUUUGUCAACACGCCUGGAGGAAACCCGCCAGAUCACAUACUGUGGGAGUGUGCAUGUUACGAUCGGGCAGUGACAGCCAACGAUCUUGUUGCGGGAGGAGGAGUUUGGAAUAACGCAAAUCCAGGUAGUGGAACAAUAAUUUAUCGACAAUGUUAACUGGACGUUUUGCAUUGCCCGUCUUGUUGAACCCGUGCCAACGAGUAUGUGCGGGAGAAUCACGCUCGAUUUCUUGCCAACACCGAUGUACGUUCGUCAAAUAGGUUGGUCGGUAAAUGUAUAUAUAUACCUACUCGGACGUGUAGGUAGAUGGGUAGGGACUUAGGUAUGUAUCAAAGUUAACCGAUGAUGGAUCCUUUGAUCCGGGUAUUCUUUGGAAAGAAACCCAAUUAUGAAUAGGUACCCAAAACUUGAAGGAUAGGUGUUCUCUCUUAUCUACUUGAAAACCUC